GCAUCUUUCAUUCAUUUACAGAUAACAAACCAUAUUAACUUCUUUCUCUAACAGUAAUUUUACGGUUCCUAGCCUGACGAAGACUCGGGGGAAAGUGUGACGUGAUGUCAUGUUUUGGUGGUGAUCCCAACUUCUGCCCAGAGUGUGGGAACGUCCUUCCUCUCCCAGGGAUACAGGACACUGUCCGCUGCCCCCGCUGCUCCUUCUGUAUCCCUGUAGCAGAGUUCUCAGGCCAGGAAAUACGCUCUACGGUCAUCUUUAACCCUGUGGAGCAGUCAUCAGUAGCUCUGGAGGAUGAGGAGGACUCAGAACUGAAGGGACCUGUGAUCGACAGACGCUGCUCUCGCUGUAAUAAAGAAGGGAUGAUUUACCACACUAGGCAGAUGAGAUCUGCAGACGAAGGCCAGACUGUCUUCUUCACCUGUAUACACUGCAGAUAUCAAGAGAAGGAGGACUCCUGAGAGGACAUUUCACUCAGCUUCUCCAUUCCUCUCCAUACAUCUGCUCUCCUGUUGGCCACUGUUGGUUUCAGAUAGUUGGAUACUUUCUCAACAAACAGAUUGUAAAUAUAAGUUAGAAUUAGAGCAAACAGCACCACCUUCAUCUCUGGUUUAUCUAAUGAAGCUGUGCAUUGCAGAACAUCUCAGUGACUGUCUGAAUUUACAGUUUGAAUAGCUUGACAAAAAUCUCAACUCACAUAACUCAA
Messenger RNA from Thunnus maccoyii (southern bluefin tuna), 706 nucleotides. RefSeq names its product RNA polymerase I subunit H (gene polr1h). Gene Ontology annotation, molecular function: nucleic acid binding; zinc ion binding; DNA-directed RNA polymerase activity. Gene Ontology annotation, biological process: DNA-templated transcription; termination of RNA polymerase I transcription. The record is from RefSeq and is a predicted model, not a curated record. The transcript has 5 exons. Lineage: Eukaryota; Metazoa; Chordata; Actinopteri; Scombriformes; Scombridae. Gene Ontology annotation, cellular component: RNA polymerase I complex. The coding region runs from base 105 to 461 and encodes 118 amino acids.